AUGUCAUUACAAGGUCAAACUGCUAUUAUCACUGGAGGAACUAAAAAUUUAGGAGCUGAAACUUCAAAAUUAUUAGCUGGUGAAGGUAUUAAUUUAUUCUUACAAUACAGAUCAAAUAAAGAACAAGCUGAAAGAUUUAAAGCUGAACUUUCAAAAGAAUUCCCACAUAUUCAAGUUGAAAUUUAUCAAACUGCAUUAGAUAAAGCUGAUGAAAAUACUAAAUUAUUUGAAGUUGCUAAAUCAAAAUUUCCAAAAGGUUUAGAUUUUGCAAUUAAUAAUAUUGGUAAAGUUGUUAAAAAACCAAUUGUUGAAGUUACCGAAAAGGAAUUUGAUGAAAUGCAUAUUGCAAAUAAUAAAUCAGCAUUUUUUUUUAUUAAAGAAGCAGCUAAGAAUUUAAAUGAUAAUGGUGCUAUUGUUUCAUUAGUUACUUCUUUAUUAGCUGCUUAUGUUGGUAAUUAUGCUAUUUAUCAAGGUUUAAAAGCUCCUGUUCAAUAUUAUUCAAAAGCUGCAAGUCAAGAAUUGAAAUCAAGAGGUAUUUCAGUUAAUACUGUUGCUCCAGGUCCAAUGAAUACUGAAUUUUUAAUUAAUUCUGAACCAAAAGAAGCUGUUGAAUUUUAUAAAACUCAAGCUAUUGGUAAUAGAUUAACUGAAGUUUCUGAUAUUGCUCCAAUUAUUAAAUUUUUAUUAAAAGAUGGUAAAUGGAUUACUGGUCAUACAAUGUUUGCCUCAGGAGGAUUUACAUAA
This is a messenger RNA of Insectozyma verbasci, 744 nucleotides long. The record is from the annotation of a GenBank genome assembly. Lineage: Eukaryota; Fungi; Ascomycota; Pichiomycetes; Serinales; Debaryomycetaceae.